UUAUGCUAUAGAAUAUUCCCAUUCUCGCUUCCAAACACGCAGUUAAAUAAUAUUAUGUCUACAUGACAUAAGGUUGUAAAGAUGGACUUUGUUAAAGAGGAGAGUGAGUCCACUGCUGAUCAAGAACCCUGCAGAAUGAGAACUGUAGAUACAGACCUGUUGGAAGUCAAUGAAGUGGAGGACAAACCCAAUCAUCUCCUAACUGUUGAAAAGUCUUUCGCUUUCUCUGAGACUGAAACGAAUUUCUCACAAAAAUGUGAUAAACAAAAAAGACCUAGAAAGUGUUUCACAUGCCCUGAGUGUGAAAAAAUGUUCACACGUAAAGGAGACCUUAAUAGGCAUCUACGAAUUCACACCGGAGAGAAGCCGUUCACGUGCCAUCAGUGUGGAAAGAGUUUCACAUUGGCUGACAGUCUCAAAAAGCACGAGCGCUCUCACUCCGGAGAAAGGUCAUUUGACUGCGACCAGUGUGGAAAAACGUUUAUUUUGCCUUCGCACUUAAAAAGACACCUUAUAAUUCAUGCAAAUCUGAAGCCUUACUUGUGUUCUUCAUGUGGAAAAAGUUUUUCACAGCUGGACUGUUUGAAAAAGCACCAGAAAACACACAGCGGUGUGAGAGCUCACAUGUGCUUCGAGUGCGGGAAUACUUUUAUAACAGCCGACACCUUGAAACGACACCAAAGAAUUCAUACUGGAGAAAAACCCUACAUGUGCUCGCACUGUGGAAAGACUUUCACUCAAUCCGGACACCUGAAACAACACGAGAGGGUGCAUUCGGGAGAGAAACCAUACUACUGCUCUUUUUGUGGGCGGAGCUUCAGUACAUCGAGGAAUCUACCGGCUCAUAUUAAAAAACAUUUUCCAGAUAUGUCACACUUUAAAGAUGCAGAUCAUGUAAAUAACUACAAACUCCGAGGCAGGCUUUCAGGGCAUCAGGGCCUGUUGAAACUAAAUGAAGCGGAGGAGAAAAAACACAAUUUCACAACUGGAGAAAAACCUUUCAGUUGCUCACAGACUGAAAAACAUUCUUUCACCUGCCCUCAAUGUGGAAAGAGUUUCAAACAAAAAGGGCUCUUACUAAACACAUGA
Molecule: messenger RNA, 1089 nt
Organism: Xyrauchen texanus (razorback sucker)
Lineage: Eukaryota; Metazoa; Chordata; Actinopteri; Cypriniformes; Catostomidae
Product: gastrula zinc finger protein XlCGF7.1-like
Exons: 4
Coding region: 82-1089 (335 amino acids)
Biological process (GO): regulation of transcription by RNA polymerase II
Molecular function (GO): DNA-binding transcription factor activity; RNA polymerase II cis-regulatory region sequence-specific DNA binding
Source: RefSeq, a predicted model, not a curated record